Molecule: messenger RNA, 1058 nt
Organism: Cuscuta epithymum
Lineage: Eukaryota; Viridiplantae; Streptophyta; Magnoliopsida; Solanales; Convolvulaceae
Source: the annotation of a GenBank genome assembly
GCACAGGGCCCAAAAACAUGGAGGGCCCUAAAGAAAAUAUUUACUAGUAGUACUAGUCAUAUGGCAGCCCUGGUCCAAAGAUUUGAAAGGAACAAAACGUGAGAAAGAAAACAACGGAAGACAAAGAAAAAGCGACUCUCGAAUCUGGAACGACUCGAAGAGUGGAACGAGUGCCGACGAGUCGGCGACCGCCACCAUCCCGCUCCAGCCCACUACCACGCGCCCGGCCUCCAAGACCACAACUGCACCCUAGUCGGCUAGUCCUCCAAGACCUCCAAGACGCUCUACCUCGCUAGUCGGCUAGUCGCUAGGCCACACACCGGCACAACGCUGUAACCGUUCUGAAGAGAUGGAUGUGAAAGUAAAGAAAUAUCUCAGAGGAGAACCAACAAAAUAUGAGGUCUUAAAAGAUAAGAAGUUGAAGGGUCAGCUUGCUGCAAGAGAAGAGUUGUAUGGAAGAUCUGCAAAAGCUGCUGCAAGUGCUGAAAAGUGGCUAAUGCCAAGUGAUGGGGGGUUUCUCGAAACCGAAGGGAUAGAGAAGUCUUGGAGAAUUAAGCAGGAGGCAAUUGGCCGUGAAGUAGACAUUUCAAGUGCAAGAAAUCAAUAUGAUAUUGUCUUACCAGUGGUCGCCACAUGGCUUUAGCUGGGAGGAAGGGACACCUUGCUAUAGUGGACAUGAAAACAUUGAAUCUUUUUAGAGAAUUUCAGGUUAGAGAAACAGUGCGUGAUGUAGUAUUCUUGCACAAUGAACUGUUUUUUGCUGCUGCUCAAAAGAAGCAGAACAGUCAGCAUGUGGACUUAAGGAAGUUUGAGGUCAUCCAAACGCUCCACGGACAUGCCAAGACCUUAGAUUUCAGCCAAAAGGGUUUACUCGCUUGCGCAAGCGGAUCUGUCAUACAGAUACAUGGCGACCUCUCCGGGUCCCAUAAAAACCUGUCCCGUUACAUGACACAUUCUAUGGCCAAAGGAUACCAAACGCAGAAGGUGGUCUUUAGACCGUACGGAGAUGUUUUGGCAAUUGGACAUUCUGCAGGUUGGUCUUCGAUUUUGAUUCCCGG